AAUCAACUCCUAUCAAACACCUAAGUGAAAAGUAUUUCUAUUGGAUUGUGGUACAACAGAUGUUGUCUUUUUUACUUUUUACUGACUAAACCCAUUUAAUGUUUUUGCGAAGAAAGUACCUUGUUUGGUUUUUGGCAAUAAAAGUCAUUUUCAAUUUAUUUUGCCAUUCUCAAUUUAUUUUGCUUACCUAGAAUAUCACAGAUCAACGAAGUAUAUCUCUUGGUAAAGAGUAAUUUUUUUUUAUAAAAAAAUGCUGGGACAAAAAACAACUACAAAUAUGCAUAUAUGACUAAAAAUUUUGUUGCGACACCCAAAUACGCCUGUUAAAUCUGGUAGGGCUUAUUACCAAUCAGCUGGUUAUUGUUUUCUUUCACGUAGAAACUCAGCAACCCUAUUUGUGCUUAAAAACAAUUUGCCGCCAAAUAAGCUCCAACUGAUAUCAACAAUCCUAUUUGUGCAGAAAUUUAGAAAAGUAAACUUUUUUUUAUAAACAUUGUGUAUGCAUCAUGGAAGAAGGAGGUGGAAGCAAACCGAAAUUUCUUCAAAAUACAGGCAAAUUUUCAUCUGAUACACGUGCUGAAGGCGAUGACUUCUUUAAUGAGGCUGGAUAUCGACAAUCGCGUGAAAAUGACAAAAUCGACUCCAAAUAUGGUUUCGACCGGGUGAAAGAUAGUAUUGAACGUACUGGGUACCUCAUAAAUAUGCACUCGACUGAAAUUUUGGAUGAAGAUCGCCGUUUGGUCGCUGCAUUAGAUUUGUUUUUCAUACAAAUGGAUGGAUCUCGGUUCAAAUGCACUGUAGCUUAUAAACCCUACCUAUUAAUACGACCCGAAGAGAAACAAUCGCAUGAGGUGGCUCGUUUUCUAAGUCGUAAAUAUUCUGGUCAAUUAGCGAGUGUGGAGCAUAUAAAUAAAGAAGAUCUUGAUCUGCCAAAUCACUUGAUAGGCAAGAAGCAACAUUUUUUGAAACUUUCAUUCUUGAAUCAAACUGCUAUGACAAAAGUGCGCCGUGAGCUAAACGCAGCGGUCAAACGUAAUGUGGAACGUGAAAAAUCGAAUACAUUUUACAUGCAAAUGCUGUCGUCUUCGUUGGCAGCAUCUAGCGUUGGUAAUGAUGGCGAAGUUAAAAAACAAAUGGACUACAUGGAUCUCAUUUUGGACAUACGUGAACAUGAUGUGCCUUACCACGUACGUGUGUCCAUUGAUUUGAGUAUAUUUUGCGGUCAAUGGUAUAAUAUACGUUGUCGUAGUGGAGGUUUAGAAUUACCAAUAAUAACACCACGUCCUGACUUACUUGAGCGUCCUGAACCAGUCGUGUUGGCGUUUGAUAUUGAAACUACCAAAUUACCGUUAAAAUUUCCUGAUGCACAAACGGAUCAAAUUAUGAUGAUAUCAUAUAUGAUCGAUGGUCAAGGAUACCUUAUAACAAAUCGUGAAAUCAUAUCGAUGGAUGUAAAUGAUUUUGAAUACACGCCGAAACCAGAAUUUGAAGGCAAUUUCAUUGUAUUUAAUGAGAAUGACGAGAUGCAUUUAAUUCAAAAAUUUUUCGAUCACAUAAUGGAAGUACGGCCACAUAUUGUGGUGACCUACAAUGGUGACUUCUUCGAUUGGCCAUUUGUCGAGACUCGUGCCGCCGUCUAUGAUUUGGAUAUGAAGCAGGAAAUUGGCUUUUCUAAACUGAGAGAUGGGUUUUAUUUAAGCCGCCCAGCUAUACAUAUGGAUUGUCUAUGUUGGGUAAAACGUGAUUCAUAUCUACCAGUCGGCUCGCAGGGAUUAAAAGCCGUAGCUAAGGCUAAAUUACGCUAUGACCCAGUUGAGCUGGAUCCAGAGGAUAUGUGUCGAAUGGCUGUCGAACAACCACAAGUUCUAUCAAAUUACUCCGUAUCCGAUGCGGUAGCUACAUAUUAUUUAUACAUGAAAUAUGUACAUCCAUUUAUAUUUGCGUUGAAUACAAUUAUUCCUAUGGAACCAGAUGAAAUUUUACGGAAAGGUUCGGGUACGCUUUGUGAAACUUUACUUAUGGUACAAGCGUAUCACGCCAAUAUUGUCUACCCCAACAAACAACAAAAUGAAUUAAACAAACUAUCAAAUGAAGGUCACGUUCUGGAUUCAGAGACAUACGUUGGUGGUCAUGUGGAAGCAUUAGAGUCCGGUGUCUUUCGUGCUGAUAUACCGUGCCGUUUUCGACUCGACCCAAAUAUGGUUAAUCAACUUAAAGAUAAUGUGACCAAAGUGUUAGUGCAUGCAAUUGAGGUGGAAGAGGGUGUACCCAUAGAUAAAGUAACAAAUCUGGAAGAGGUGAACAAGGAAAUAACACAGGCCUUACAAGGCCUUCAUGAUAUACCCAAUCGCCUGGAACAACCGGUGAUAUACCAUUUGGAUGUUGGUGCCAUGUACCCCAACAUCAUUUUAACCAAUCGUUUGCAGCCUUCGGCAAUGGUAAGCGAAACCGAUUGUGCAGCUUGUGAUUUUAAUAAACCAGGCGCUAAGUGUAAGCGCGUCAUGGAUUGGUUGUGGCGCGGUGAAAUGUUACCUGCGACGAGAAAUGAAUUUCAGCGCAUACAACAGCAAUUGGAGACAGAAAAGUUUCCACCACUCUUUCCUGGCGGUCCGACUCGCGCAUUUCAUGAGCUGUCGCGCGAAGAUCAGGCUGCCUACGAAAAGAAACGGUUGACAGAUUAUUGCCGCAAAGCCUACAAAAAGACGAAGAUUACCAAAUUGGAAACGCGUACAUCCACAGUGUGCGAGCAGGAGAAUAGUUUCUAUGUGGAUACAGUGCGUGCGUUUCGCGAUCGACGCUACGAAUAUAAAGGACUGACCAAAGUGGCAAAAGCAGCUGUCAAUGCGGCGCUUGCAUCAGGUGAUGCUACAGAAAUUAAGGCGGCUAAAGGCAGAGAAGUUUUGUACGACUCAUUGCAAUUAGCGCACAAAUGUAUUUUGAACUCUUUCUAUGGCUAUGUGAUGCGGCGUGGCGCUCGUUGGCAUUCCAUGCCCAUGGCCGGUAUUGUGUGCUAUACUGGCUCAAAUAUAAUCACGAAAGCCCGCGAGAUAAUAGAGCGUGUAGGACGUCCAUUGGAGUUGGAUACGGAUGGUAUUUGGUGUAUAUUGCCCGGUUCAUUUCCACAAGAAUUCACCAUACAGACGACGCAUGAAAAGAAAAAGAAAUUCAACAUUUCAUAUCCGAACGCCGUGUUGAAUACAAUGGUGAAGGAAUAUUUCACUAACGACCAGUAUCAUGAGUUGGUGAAGCCAGCGAAUGAUGGCAAAUUGCCAGAGUAUCGUAUACGCGAUGAGAAUUCCAUCUUCUUUGAGGUGGAUGGUCCAUAUUUGGCGAUGGUGUUGCCUGCCGCCAAAGAGGAGGGUAAGAAAUUGAAGAAACGUUAUGCGGUGUUUAAUUUCGAUGGCUCGUUGGCUGAGUUGAAAGGUUUCGAGGUGAAGAGACGUGGUGAAUUGCAGCUCAUUAAAAAUUUUCAGAGUUCUGUAUUCGAGGCAUUCUUGGCGGGCAACACGCUGGAAGAGUGCUAUGCUUCUGUUGCCAAAGUCGCCGACUACUGGUUGGAUGUGCUUUACAGCCGCGGUUCUAAUUUACCGGACUCGGAACUUUUUGAUCUGAUUGCUGAAAAUAAAUCAAUGUCCAAGAAGCUGGAAGAUUAUGGUGAGCAAAAGAGUACGUCAAUUUCUACCGCCAAACGAUUAGCCGAAUUUUUGGGUGACCAGAUCGUCAAAGAUGCUGGUCUCGCCUGCAAAUAUAUUAUUUCGAAGAAACCAGAAGGCGCCCCUGUUACAGAACGCGCCAUACCGCUAGCUAUUUUCCAGUCAGAGCCGAAUGUGCGUCGUUACCACUUGCGGCGUUGGCUUAAAGAUAAUACGAUGGGAGAUGCCGACAUACGUGAUGUGCUGGACUGGAACUACUACAUAGAACGUCUUGGCGGUACGAUUCAGAAGAUCAUCACUAUACCCGCAGCGCUACAAGGGCUCUCGAACCCUGUACCGCGCGUUCAGCACCCAGAUUGGUUGCAUAAAAAGAUACUUGAAAAGAAUGAUGUGCUCAAACAACGGCGCAUCAACGAAAUGUUUAUGCCUAAAGCAAAGACAGCGCGCGAAAUACGCGCCACAAGUGAAGUAGCUGAUAUGGAGGAUUUGGUGGCCAGCAAUGGUGCGGAAGGUGCGCUCGGUGGACGACCCAUUGUGACAAAACGCAAACGUGUACAUUCGGGAGAAACUGAAGAGCAGGAUGAAGAAGCUAAGAAGGCCGCCGCGGCUACUACAUGGCGUCAGGCCCUAGGAGCGCCACCACCAAUCGGCACAACCCGUGCAGAAAUCAUUGAAUGGGUACAUUUCCAAAAGAAGAAAUGGGCGUGGCAACUUGAACGUCGACAACGCAUUCGACAAUCUAACAAACGACCCCGCAAUGAUCAACCCGUAGCGUCGCUAAUGCCAAGCGCACGGGAUGGUGGCACAGCUACCGGCACAAUUGGUGGUUUCUUGAGGCGCGCACAACGUGCUCUUAUUGACCACAUUUGGCACGUUCUACAAAUAGUGCCCAAUGACGAUUUGGGCCAUUUUACAGUGUGGCUGAUGAUAGGCGAUGAGCUGCAUCGCAUCAAGUUGACCGUGCCGCGUAUCUUCUAUGUGAAUCAACGUAGCGUGGCGCCACCCGAAGACGGUCAACUGUGGAAGAAAGUAAACAGGGUCCUACCACGCGCACGACCCGUAUACAAUCUCUAUCGUUAUAGCGUGCCCGAACAGGUCUUCAAAGAUAAUUGUUUGGGUAUGUUAGCUGACCUUGCAACGCCUGAUAUCGAAGGUAUUUAUGAGACCCAAAUGUCUCUAGAGUUCCGUGCACUAAUGGACAUGGGCUGCAUGUGCUCUGUACAACGGCAAGAGGCACAACGCCUAGCCACCUUGGCCACCAAAGAUCUUGAGAGUUUCUCAAUUGAACAGCUGGAACAGCGACUGCAAGGGCAAUCUUAUUUGAAGAAUGCUCAAAAUAAAUUACGCAAAAUAUUCCUCUAUCAACACAAUACACCAACGGCUAAAAAAGAAUUGUGGGGAUUAUUCCUACUCUCUAGCCGAAAAGCGUUCAUAUUCGUGCUCGACACGGUGCGAACCAAUCAGAUGCCUAAUAUGCGCACAUUAUAUACUGCCGAGCGUUUGGCGCUCAUAAAGACCAUGAAAGACGUGGCUGAAGUGGAACGUUUGCCGCCAGAAGAGUUCACAUUUGAAGUGCUCAUCGAGGUGGAUGUGAAGCAGAUCUACCGGCACAUACAACGAGCACUCACCUCCUACAAAGAGGAGAAACGCGGUCCCUCAAUGCUGUAUGUGCAAACGGCGACGGAGGCACGGAAAUUGAACUCGGCCAUGCCGAUCUUACUUGAUUUUCCACAAGCUCUGAUACACAUCACUGAUGACGCCUCACUCUUGUCCGGCUUAGACUGGCAGCGUCAGGGUUCCCGUGCAUUGGUUCGUCACUUUUUGCAUCUAAACAAUGUGGUCGAGAUGAUGUUAGAUCAAUGCCGUUACUUUCAGGUCCCCAUUGGCAAUAUGCCACCCGAUACAGUACUCUUCGGAGCGGAUCUCUUCUUUGCGCGUAUUUUACAGCGGAAUAAUUUCGUGCUUUGGUGGUCCACUACAACAAGACCGGAUUUGGGUGGACGUGAAGCGGAUGACAGUCGUUUGCUGGCCGAAUUCGAAGAGAGUAUUACGGUCGUACAAAAUCGACCCGGCUUUUAUAAUGACGUGUGCGUGGAACUGGCACUGGACAGCUUGGCUGUAAGCGCUCUGCUACAAUCGAACCGCAUUCAGGAAAUGGAAGGUGCCAGUUCGGCCGUAACGUUUGAUGUGAUACCACAGGCCUCGUUAGAGGAGAUGAUUGGCACUGUACCAGCGGCUACCUUGCCAAGCUAUGAUGAGACUGCGCUCUGCUCAGCGGCAUUUAGGGUGUUGCGUCAUAUGGUUAACGGCUGGUUGCGUGAAGUAGCGUUAAAUCAGAAUAUAUUCGCUGAUUUUCAAUUGAUUCACUUCUACCGUUGGGUGCGCUCCUCCAAUGCGUUGCUAUACGAUCCCGCACUUCGACGUACUUUGAACAAUCUGAUGCGAAAAAUGUUUUUGCGAAUUGUGGCCGAAUUUAAACGUCUCGGCGCGACGAUUAUCUAUGCGGAUUUUAAUCGUAUUAUACUGAAUUCGGGAAAAAAGACGGUUGUUGAUGCUUUGGGCUAUGUGGAGUAUGUCGUGCAGAGCUUGCGCAACAAAGAACUCUUCCAUUCCAUACAACUUUCGUAUGAGCAGUGUUGGAAUUUUAUGCUUUGGCUCGAUCAAGCCAACUAUGCUGGUAUACGUGGUCAGUUGCCGCCAGGCGUAACUAGCGAUACCGUUUUGUGCAGUGUUGACGAUGAUGAUGAGGAACAAGAUGGUAACAAAACGAAUAACACGACAAAAAGUAAGCGUCGUGAGAAUGAGGAGGCGGAUGAAGAUGAUAUUGAAGAGAUUGAUCGCCCCGAGGAGGCAGAUGAAAACGCUUCAACUAACGGUGAAGAAGAGCAACAAUUAUCCUUAGAGUUGAAUUGGACUAUUGGCGAGCAUCUGCCCGAUGAAAAUGCUUGUCGAGAAAAAUUCGAAACCCUAUUGACAUUAUUUAUGCAAUCGUUGGCCGAAGGCAAGUCUACAAGGCAAGCUAUGAAGGAUAUUUCACAUCCUGCUUUUGAUUUUGUAUCAAAACUCCAUAAGAAUUACGGUAAAGGCCGACCGAGUCCCGGUCUAGAUUUAACACGUGCGAUAGUGAAAGCAUUGAGUGUUGAUAAGGGAUUGGCCGAUGAUAUUAAUGAACUGCGCCGAAAUAUGUUGCGACUGGUUGGAAUUGGCGAAUUCUCCGACCUGGCGGAAUGGAAGGAUCCCAGUGACACAUAUACCAUUGCUGAAGUAAUUUGUAAGGCGUGUAAUCAUUGUCGUGAUUUAGACUUAUGCAAGGACAAGCAUCGUGCGAUGAAGGACGGAAUUCCCGUUUGGCUGUGUGCCCAAUGCUUUGUAGCUUACGAGAAUGAGGAAAUCGAAAUGCGCAUAAUCGACGUGGUGCAACGUAAAGUUAUGUCUUAUGUGCUGCAGGAUCUUAGAUGCGCUCGUUGCAAUGAAAUAAAACGUGAAAAUCUCGCCCAGUUUUGUCCUUGCGCUGGGGAGUAUGUACCUCUCAUAAGUGGCCGCGAAAUCAAUAGUCUGCUGCAUACCUUCAAACGGGUGGGUGAGUAUCAUAAAAUGCUGCUGUUGCAAGAAACGGUGGAGCAAGUCAUUACUACGUAACAUAUUUAAAAUCGGCACAUUUUAAAUGAGCUAUUAAAAAGUAUGAUUAGGUAAAAAAAAGAAAUAUAAAAAUGUUAAGCGUG
Molecule: messenger RNA, 7375 nt
Organism: Ceratitis capitata (Mediterranean fruit fly)
Lineage: Eukaryota; Metazoa; Arthropoda; Insecta; Diptera; Tephritidae
Gene: DNApol-epsilon255
Product: DNA polymerase epsilon catalytic subunit A
Exons: 7
Coding region: 507-7292 (2261 amino acids)
Biological process (GO): base-excision repair, gap-filling; leading strand elongation; DNA replication
Cellular component (GO): epsilon DNA polymerase complex; nucleus
Molecular function (GO): single-stranded DNA 3'-5' DNA exonuclease activity; DNA-directed DNA polymerase activity; nucleotide binding
Source: RefSeq, a predicted model, not a curated record